UAGUCGAAGCAUCACAACGACGCACCACACAUGUCGCCCACCAACCAAGAACACUCACGUGCUCAUUGCCAUUGUCUACGCAGGCGCCGCAGCUUGGCUCGUUCAGGCCGAAUGCUUGAGCCGUUCCAACUCUGAGCACUGCUGCUAUUGGCGCCGCUCGGCCAAUGGUGCUGGAUCAAGCAAACACCGCAGACCGGAGAUGUCGCGUCUGCGUGCCGAACCGUCUGAGCAUACAUAAGCUGCACCUGACCGUCCGAUCUUAGGGCUGCACAUCACUUGGGGUAUAAUAGGGCCCCCGCCGUUCCCCGCACUCUCCAGCCCAGGAUACCGUAGCGCCAGCCGCAUCUUAACCGCGCCGCCAUGCGCGCUUCAAUCUGAUCAUCAGCCCGCAGCGAACAGCCAUGCGUUCUGCAAGCGUGUCAAUCGCGGGUGCCUCCCAUGUCAACUUGGCGGAAAAUGUCUUGUACAUUGAUGUCUUUUCAGAUGCGAAGCAUGUCUACUCGGCAGGAGAUAUUGUUCACGGCAGCGUUCGCAUUGAUCCAACUGCACGGCCCCAAAACGUGAGCAUCGUCUUCAAGGGCAUCUCGAUCCUCUACGACAAGAACUAUGAAGCGUGCAAAACCGAGUUCUUCCGACUCGAGCAAGAGCUAUUCACAUCCUCCGGUACCGGCGAGAACUACGAUAUCCUACGCCAAGGCACCGCAUCGGAUGGCAAAGUCGAGCUUCCGUUUCAAUUCACCUUCCCACAUGUAGCGGUCCAACCACCGCCCGCGGGGCGGAAAUGGAGUUACUCAAAAGAUUCUUAUGGUCAUCCCCGGUUCCAGCAUUCACCAGGGUUUCCGUUACCUCCAAGUUGCACCACGUUGAUGAACACGGAUGUGGCCGUCUCGCCAGGCGUCUCGUACUAUCUCGAGGCUCGGACUGAUACCUCGUUAAGAAUAAGACAACAAGUGUUGUUCAUGCCCCCAGCACCAGAAUACGACCUGUCCCUGCUACAGCCCAACAUUGAAUUCGGCACCGCGCUGCCCAAGCAACACUGCCGCUACAAGUUCAUCCGCACACGCAAGCUCCUCCCAAACACCAAGGAAAAAGGCGGCAAGCUAAGCCGCGUGAAAGACUUCCUCGUAGAGAAAGAGCUCUUUUUCGGCCUGGAAACCUUCAACGAAAUCCCCUUCUACCGCUUCAACGUCAUCGCCACGCCCCCACGCGUCAUCGUCCUCGGCGCCCCCUUCCCCAUCCACACCACCCUCCAACAACUCGACCGCAGCGCCUCCGUCCCGGAGCCGCCCCCCCUCUUCCUGCGCCGCGUCCGCGUCCAGCUGCUCUCCACCUACGAAACCUUCGUGCCCCAGCCCUCCAACUCCGUCACCCGCGCCCAGGAACACACCGACAGCGCGACCCGCACCACGACCCUGUUCGACCGCAAAUUCGCCGCCGCCGACGCCGAACCGCUCACCGACGCCCUCGACCUGUCGGCCUUUGGCGACACUAUGCUCGCGCCCUCCGACACCCCGAGUUUCUCCUCCUACGGGCUCACGCUCGAGCACGCCCUGCAGGUCGAGAUGUGGGGCGAGUGCGUCGGCAACGAGUGGUCCGGCAUCGUGUGCAAGGCCCGCGUGCAGGUCGUGUCGGCGUGGACGUUUGGGCACGCGCCUGAGGAGCUGGGCGACGCGGUGAGGUGUGCGAGGCCGCCGGAGGUGUUUCCGCCGCCGGAGUAUGAGACGGUGUGAUCAGUAGAGGGGGAGGGGGGGUCAAAAGCGAAAGGAGGGGGGGAAGGUGUAUCUACAUC
This is a messenger RNA of Boeremia exigua, 1789 nucleotides long. RefSeq lists its product as uncharacterized. The record is from RefSeq and is a predicted model, not a curated record. Lineage: Eukaryota; Fungi; Ascomycota; Dothideomycetes; Pleosporales; Didymellaceae. The coding region runs from base 402 to 1730 and encodes 442 amino acids. The transcript has a single exon.